ACGUGACCCACGCUACCCGCCAUCUUUGCUUAUCGUAUAAACAGUGCGACCGGGCUCCCUGCGAUUUCUAGUAGUAAAUCAGUGGUUUUCGUGUGUUUUUGAGUGAUUCCGGCACGAAGAAAUGUCUGAGAUAAAAGCGGAGACCAAGAACGAUAACAGUGUCGACGAUGUGUCUAAGGAUCAAACAGUCCAGGACAAACCAACUCCGACCAAAAAUAAACGUGGAGGUUCGAAAAGGCUGUCGACCUUAGAAAGAACAGCCCAGGAAGGCGAGGCCAUAUUAAAGGGUCUGAACACUUCCGUUGGAGAAGUUGAAGGCAGAAGGCGUACUCGCAGCUCGGCUCGGGGGCUAGGGAUUCCAACGCCCGCACCAUCUCCUCCCAAAAAGGAGAAAAAGGAAACUCCUGCUAAGGGUACGGGCCGUGGACGCGGGCGUCCGAAAAGACAAGAUAAAAACAAUGAAAACAAUGCGGAAGAAGAGAUUGUGAAUAAUAAAAAUGACAAGAGUUCAGUGGAAGAAUCGACAAAAAUGGAAGUUGAUGAAAUCAAAGAUGACGAAGUCGACAAGCCGUCGAGCGAAGAAAAGAGCCCCGAAGAGCCGGUAGAGAGCAAAGAGGUAACGGCGGUGGAAAAGAAACCAGAGACAAAUUCCAAGGAUGAGAAAACGACGGAGGAGCCGGAAGAUUUACGGGAAAACACCAAAAGCGAAACAGAUGCUAACGUAGCGAAAAAGGAUGAUAAAGAUGAUGAAGUGAAGGACAGUUCGGACUCGAGCCAAGAUGCAACGGAUGCGCCAGCCGACGUUCAACCUCCUACAUCACCUUCUUCGGAGCCCCAAAAAUCUGCUCCAGCUGCUACCUUGAGCCCAGCAACAGUUUCGCCGGCCACGGCUGCCAACACAGCCACCACUCCAACAGGCAAUACAACAACCAUUACUUCUACCACCAAUGAGGAUAAGAAGGAAUAACCUCCCUCCGCCUUCUUUAACCACAUCUUUCAUGUACCAAGGCGGCGCACACAUCGGGGUUCACAAAUCCAGUCCCCCUCCUCUAUUUUAACUAAGUGACACCUUAUUGUUAAUCGUCAUUCUAAUCAGCGCAUCUUUAUUACCAUAAUAUUAUUAUAAUUAUUAUGGAUAUUAUUAAAUUCUUAAAUUAAGCAUCUGAAAAACGAUCACUGUAGAUCAGGGAUGGCCACCCAAUCGAUAGUGGCUAUUAGAUCAGUCCAUCGUGACAAGGCAAAGAAAAAUACAUGACUUUUUCAAAAAAUAUUUCAUUCAAUUCUGUGGUGAAGAUUUGAGAUUGGUAGAUCGCACAGAGUCUAGACAGCAAACAGUAGAUCUUGGGUCUGAUUCCCUCUGCCAUCCCUGAUUUGGAUGCUUAUAAAAUUUUAUUCCUUUAUUUCUUCAGACACAACUCAAUUGAGGAUAAAUGAUAGAUGUUCACUUUUAAAUAUAAAAUUGCAUACAUAGAGGUACGACUUCUCGAAAAUAACUUUAUUGCUUGCCAAUAUGUAACACCUUUGAUCACGAUAGUUGUGCUGGUUAGCCGGCGUUAACAAAGUAUGGUGUAGAGCAUACAUUGUUCAUGUACAAUGAUAAUAUUAUUGUAAAAUAUAUUUAAUAUGGACUUAUAUAGAUCCGCUGUUUUCAAAUCCGAGCUCGGACCGGAGUUUUUUAUUGAAAAAAAAAAAAUAAAUAAAUAAAUAAAAAGAAAAUAUAAAGAUAAAAAAAAA
This is a messenger RNA of Diprion similis, 1734 nucleotides long. RefSeq lists its product as uncharacterized. The record is from RefSeq and is a predicted model, not a curated record. The transcript has 4 exons. The coding region runs from base 122 to 967 and encodes 281 amino acids. Lineage: Eukaryota; Metazoa; Arthropoda; Insecta; Hymenoptera; Diprionidae.